Hyaloperonospora brassicae is the source of this 1872-nucleotide messenger RNA. NCBI's taxonomy places the organism in Eukaryota, Oomycota, Peronosporomycetes, Peronosporales, Peronosporaceae. The record is from the annotation of a GenBank genome assembly.
AUGUGGAUGCAAAAGUCCGUCGAGAGCGCGAGCUUCUCGAGCGGCCACCUGCACGACCGCAACCACACGGCCGCCGCCCCGUCUGCGACGGGCAGUCGCGUCUACAGCGGCAGUGCGAUGCCGACGUCAGCUGCCGGCAGCAACAGCGCAGACGCCAGUGACUGGAAGCACAGGAUCGUGGAGAGCGGCCAAUGGCUCGGGGGCAAAGUGAUUGAGUACGGCGGGAAACUCACGCGCGGGCCGACGGCCGACCACGCGACGAUCGCCGACCACUACGCGCAACAGGUGCCCCGGAACGACGGGCGGGCGAAUUGGAUGGCCGACAUUCGGAGCUCGUCGACGUCUGCGGGCGCUGCGGGCGGGAGAAGGGGCGCGGGCGGGACGGGGUACACGGGCGGCUACCAGAACGACUUUGCCACGGAGCGACCCAAAGUGUAUGCAGAGUACAGCAGGGGGUACACUUCAAGCGCUGCUGUGCCGGGCCAAUGGGACGACCGGCGCGCUGGUGGAGACAGUGCGAGGCGUGUGAGUACUCCAUCGCGUGCGGGGAGUGCCCGGAAAGAGGAAAACGAACGGAAGAGCAGCCGACGGAGUAAGAAGAACAAGAAGAAGAAGAAGAGUGACAAGAAGAAGGAGAGUGCCAGUGAAAGUGAGCGGGAGGACGAGACGGAGGAGCAGUCUGAGUCGUCCGCAGCUGAGUCGGCGGACGCGCGACGACGCGCGAGGAAAGUAGAGGCCAAGAAGAAGCACAAGACAAAGAAGAAGACCAGGACGCGCACAGGCUUUUACUCGGAAGAGAGCGGGAGCGAAGACGCUUGCAGCACGGACAAUGCGUCGGCCGACUUGUCGGUCUCGAGUGACGACGCAAAGCCGUUGUCUCUGUCGUCGUCGAAGCAAGCAAAAGCGGCGAAGAAACAGGCAAAGGCCAAGAAGAGCAAGAAGGACAAACCUCACAAGAAGUCGCGCACGCAGCGUCAGUCGAUCGCGUCUACAGACGAAGAGGCUGCAUCGAGGAGUACCAGCACGCGCAAGGCGAAAACACGCAGCAGCAAAAAGGCGGUUGCGGUUGCCGCUGGUAGCACUUCCAGUGUGGACUUGCUUGGCGUGGAUCUGGAUGCCCACCUUGUGGUGCAGCCGCCGGCGUCAGGUUGCUCUGGACAACAACACCAGCAGCAUUCGAUCUUUGAUGCACCGCACAGCCAAAACCCUCUGCAAGAUCUAACAGGUUUGAGCUUCGUAGCCCCAGUUCAAGAUGCUGCUCUAUCGCAGCCGGCCGUCUGUGUCAACGACAGCGCGCUUGCAAGGGCUCGUUCGGAGGAACAGUCUCAGCACCGCCCGCAAAGUGGUGCGUUUCAGACGAACAUGCUGCCGGAAAACAAUAUCGUUGACUUUAGCACUCUCGCGAGCGAAACGAAGAAGACGUUGUCGGCGAACCCGAAAGAAAAGCGGACCCUGAACGAUUUGCAGAAGGCUCGCGGGUCCGAUCAGCCGACGCCUGUGAUGGCCAUGCCGGUGCACGGACGGCAGCCACAGAAUGCAUCGGGCAGCAUGAUGCAGCUGAACAUGAAGCAGCUCCAGAUCACGGAUGGGGCCACGAGCAUGCCACAACAAAUGUAUACAGGCAUGCAGAUGCAUCAGAUGCCCAUGCAACCGCAAAUGCAUCAAAUGCCGAUGCAGCCACCGACGCUGUCACCGAUUCAUCCUCAGAUGAUGGCGAUGCAGCAUCAGAUGAUGAUGAUUCAGCCUCCGAUGACCAUGAUGGCACAACCCCAGAUGAUGAGCAUGCCGACGGCGCAGCAACAGCAGGUCGCUCGCGGCCGCGGAGGUAUGACUUCGCCGGCGAGCACCAACAGCUCAGAUGCGGUCCUGUGA